Messenger RNA from Aspergillus pseudotamarii, 1927 nucleotides. RefSeq names its product aldose epimerase family protein. The transcript has 3 exons. The record is from RefSeq and is a predicted model, not a curated record. Lineage: Eukaryota; Fungi; Ascomycota; Eurotiomycetes; Eurotiales; Aspergillaceae. Gene Ontology annotation, biological process: glucose metabolic process; beta-D-galactose catabolic process via UDP-galactose, Leloir pathway. Gene Ontology annotation, molecular function: carbohydrate binding; aldose 1-epimerase activity. The coding region runs from base 293 to 1285 and encodes 330 amino acids.
ACAGGUCAAUUGCGGCUGAUGGGUAUUGGUGGAUUAUCCCCUUCUCGGUUAAAAUAUCAAUAUGUGCAUCUAUCUCGGGUCAUUAUGGCGUCGGACUGUGUAAAGGGGCUUCUGAUAUUAGCCUAAAGGCCUUUGGGACAACUCCUGCGGGGUACGGAGUAGUGCCCCUCGUUUAUAUUUGAUCUCCCCGUCCUGUUCAGUUGCGCCCAUCAACUCACGCAAUUAGCUACUGUCUCCGAAAGGGUACGAGGUGUCUUCAAUAGGUACGAUUAAGACAAUUGAUACACCGAAAAUGGCCGAUAAAUCAUCAGUUAAAUUCACAUCCUUGGGCGCAAUCAUCCAAGAGCUCAACGUGGAUGGCCAGAACAUCGUCCUGGGAUUCACUAAGAAGGAACUCUACGAGAAAUACAACACCCCUUGGUUUGGCGCGACCAUUGGUCGCGUAGCUAACAGAAUCAAACAUGCAAAAAUCCAAAAUCUCAACAACCAAGAAUAUGAACUUGAGAAGAACGAUGAUCCUAACGCGCUGCAUGGAGGUAGCCGUGGAUGGGGUAGGCAGGACUUUGAGGGCCCUACGUUACUGCAUCGAAGCGGGAAAGACACCUUACUUUAUACCUAUACGAGCCCCCAUCUUGACGGAGGAUACCCUGGCACGGUAGAGAUCAAAGUCUUCUAUACGGCAAGCAAAGAGGACAACCGUUCAGUGCUUUCGAUCGAGUAUGAGGUUGAAAUGGUGGGUGAUGAGUGCAACGAGACGAUCGUCAACGUGACCAACCAUAGUUAUUUCAACCUCACGGGCGGCGAGACCAUUGACGGCACCUCAGCUAAGCUCCUUUCUCAGCACUAUCUGCCGCUCGACAAUACCGGCAUCCCGUUUGGAAGGAUCGACGUACAUCCUAGUAAAGUCACUGAGCCAUUCACAAUCGGGCCGAACAAAGAAGCUUUUGACGAUGUCUUUGUUAUGGAUCGAGAUGUCGCUGGGAUCCCGUUGGAUACGCGUGAGAGACCGCUCCAGCUACUCGCAGAGUUCCACCACCCAGAGUCGCGUAUCAAUCUACAGGUACACAGCACUGAGCCUGCGUUUCAGUUUUAUACAGGCCAAGGAACCAAUGUAGCUGCGGUUGACGGCAACCCAAGUCGAGGCCCGUUUUCCGGCUUCUGCAUCGAGCCCAGCCGGUUUGUCAACGCGAUCAACGAACCGGAUUGGCGACACAUGGUUGUUUUGAAGAAGGGUGAUAAGUAUGGAAGCAAGAUCGUGUAUAAGACCUGGAAAGACCCGCAAUGAAUUGCCGGUUCUAGAAUAUUGUCAUGCCACCGAUGUGGAACCGAUUUUUUUUUUCCUCUCUUUCUUUUACCUCUUCGGCGUUUGCAAAAUCAUCCGAUUGUCACAUGAUGUGCCGAUUACCCUUAUCACUCUUAAAUGUAUACGAUGCAUUUAUCAUCAAGUUCCAGCAGUCGUACGCUCCACAGUAAAUAGAUUUAUGAGUCGUCAGUGGACGAGGUCUCGGCCUUGAAUCAAGAAAACACUCCACCAAGGGGGAUUGAAUAAAAACAAAAAUUUCCCACCCUCUUUUCUAAUUCCAUUUCCCUUGUAAAUUUGUCAGCGCUGCAGCGUGUCACUCCUCGCCAUGUGCAUUUGCGUGGGUGCGGUUUAUUUUGGAUCAUAAUGGUUUCGUUCUGUUCUGCAGGAGGGAAUAUCGCUCAUUCUUCCAAUUUCUCGACUGCCAAGAGUUUCUGGAAUUGAGCUAUUGCUUCUAGCGCCCCUAGAGCUAUGGUGCGCUUGAGAAAUAAUACCUCAAUCAACAUGAAACCCAUCAGUAUUGUCAAGCACAGUAAGUACGGCGUACUGUGUACAGUGUACUGUACACAGUACCAGCCGCGGAUCUGGGAGAUGCCGUUUUUGGCCGUGUAACGAUACGUUACCACU